Molecule: messenger RNA, 3907 nt
Organism: Girardinichthys multiradiatus
Lineage: Eukaryota; Metazoa; Chordata; Actinopteri; Cyprinodontiformes; Goodeidae
Product: voltage-dependent calcium channel beta subunit-associated regulatory protein
Exons: 11
Coding region: 368-3361 (997 amino acids)
Biological process (GO): negative regulation of voltage-gated calcium channel activity; negative regulation of calcium ion-dependent exocytosis
Cellular component (GO): secretory granule; plasma membrane
Molecular function (GO): transmembrane transporter binding
Source: RefSeq, a predicted model, not a curated record
AGUGCUGGUCACGUGGCGCUUCGGAAGCGGGCGGUGGGUGUGUCCAAUCGCGUGUGGUUUCAUUCAUAACUACAGUCGUUAUUUGAAGCCCGGAAUAAAGUAUGCAGACGGGGCAGACUAGCUGUGGACCGCUUCACACCAAGUCUACAACGAGGCUAAGGGCAGGCGGCGCAUUGACAUGGGACAGCCCUGCUGAUCGGGGGGUUUUCAGCGGAGAAGGGAAGAUGCUUCUGCUGCUGAUGGUGCUGAUGCUGAGCGCCGACGCCGGCUGCAGCGCAUCUCUGUAGCCCCCCUGCACACACAGAGUAGAGGGAAGCUCCUCCAACACUUCCCGUUAUAGACCGGCUCACUCACUCUGACCUGGACCAUGAGCAAUGAUCUGCCUGUCUUGACAAGUCUGACUGAGAACUCCACUCAACAGGAUGUGCCCGUGUCAGCCGGCCAGGUGGAGAACUACGUGCUGCUGCUGGUGCUGCUGAGCGUCUUUGCCGGAGGCACGCUGGUCCUGCUCUCUCUGUUGCUGCUCUUCUGUCACCGCUGCUGCUUGGGUGGAAGACGUUACUCCAGAGCGAGCGAUGACCCUGAGAAGACAAACACGACUUAUGCUGAGGAUUCUCAGCCCACGCAAGAGAUCACAAUUCGUCUGGAUGAAUCAGAUGCUCUCUCAACAUCGAGUUGCCACGAUGGAGAGUCGGACCGAUUUGUUUCCACUGGCUCCAUUGGUCGCAGAGUCUCCUUCAAUGAAUAUGCACUGUAUGAACAGGAAAAAAACUCUCUGGAAAAGGGACGCAGAUACACUCUCACUGAAGGAGACUUCCAUCACCUGAAAAAGGCCCGACUGACCCACCUCCACCUGGCUCCAGCUCCAUGUGACCUGAAGAUACUCACCAUCAUGGAGUGUGACUCCACAGAGAGCAGCACCAUCAACAUCAGCGAGACUGCGGUUCCCAAACUGCCUCUCAGCAUCUACCAGCCCGUUGAGAGAAGAGUCCCUGACUGGAUGGGACAGAGCCUGAGUGGGGGUCUGCCUGGAGAUCCACAUCACUCCACCGUUCUGGACCAGGGAGACAGGCAGUCCUUACCAUCACAAACCCAGCGGUCCAAGACAAUGGAGGCCAUCAGGAAUAAGGGCGAGGCCGAGAGCAAGCUGGGGCAGAGGGGAGAGUCCAUGCAACCCCCGGGUCCGACAUCUGUUCUGCACUUCUUUUCCAAACUGCGGCGACACGCCAGUCUGGAGGGUGCCGGGCCUUACUUUAGAAGGUGGAAGUUUGAAACUAGUCAUCGGGCCGCCAGUCUGGAUGCCAAAGGAUCCCCGAAGAGAAAACCUUUUCAGAGACAGAGAGCAGCGAGUGAAACCACCGAUCACACAGAUGAGGACUCCUCUCCUUUCCGAGAUGAUGCCUUUGAAUCUUUCCCACAUAUUUCCAUUCAGACCAGUGGCCUCCAGUCCCUAUCUGCAGAGUUUCUGCCCCAUCCUGAAACUGCUACAUCCUCGGUCUUCCUCAAGAGGCUAAAACUGGAGGCCAAGGCAGAGGUAGGUGGUAGCAUCAGCACCAGAAGAGCCGAAGUUUGUCUCCCAUCUGAUCCUGCUCUGGAUGCUGAGCCUGCAGUCAAUGGAACCAGAGCCGAACAAGAAACAAUUUUUGGAGCACCGAUAAGAACCAAAGCGACAACAAAUGAAUUGGAGUCUGCAGAAGAUGACAACCUGUUUGGCACAGAACAAGAAGCCAUCAUGCAGGACAGGUUUGAAGACUUUUUAAGAAAAACCGAGGAAGCAAAAACAGAUUUUGGCACAGCUGAUGAGAGAAAAAAGAAUGAUGCGGAGACAGAUGAGGGAGAUGAGGCGGCAUUAGGAGCCGUAGCCAGAAGAAGGACUGACUCAGGCUCGUCUCUGUCUUUCAUGAUCCGCCAGGAGAGCUCAGAGGCACCCCCGUCCCUCUACAGAGACAUUUGGAGCUUGAGAGCCUCUCUGGAGCAAUAUGCCUCCUCAGAUCAGAGCAGCACAGAUCGGGAGUCAGUCCGCAGUGACGGCGACAGCGUCUCAUCCUUUGGUGGCGCAGGAGCUCGCUCAGGUCUGGACGCCUGCUUGUCGCAAGACCUGGAUGAUGAGCCUGAAGGAGAGGGGGAGACAGUGGGGGGAACCAGAGGGGCAUCAGGGGGAGACGAUGAGUUGGGGAGCGGAGCUGGAGGGGAGGGGGAGGGAGGAAACAGGAAACUCCUUCAAAUGGACAGUGGCUAUGCCUCCAUAGAAGCGCCAUCCAGAGCCCCUGAAGAUAUGAGGUUGUUUGGAACUCCUGGGGCCCCACGGGGGAAGACUGCAUCUGAGAGGAGACUGUUUUUUACCAGCUCUGGGAGAAAAGGUUCAGUAUGUGAGAGUGUGGAGACCAAGUUGUUUCAGGAGGAGCUGGAGGACCAGAUGGCUCUUGGCACAGAAACAGAGGAAAAACUGAAGCAGAAAUCUCAGGGUGGUGUUCUUUCUCACACCCCUCAAGAGCCAUAUCUACUACUGAAAUCUCUCCAUACUCAGAAACCUCCAGAAACACAAACUCAGCUUAUUUCUCCAUUGGUGAGCCCAACCCCACAGCCCCCCAGUCCACAUCGAUCCCAUCUCCGCCGACGUGACUACAGCAUUGACUCGAAGACAGAUGCUCUCUUCAACGAGUUCCUUCGUCACGACCCACGCUUCGAUCAGCAGGACUCCCCUUUACGCUCCAGACACAGAUCCAGGGUUCACCUCCGGAAGCAGUGGCAGAGACACAAGCAAUACAGCGACCCGGGUUCAGCCUGUGGGGGAAGGUACUCACCGUCUUUGGAGAGGCAGAGGUUUACCCCACUGAGGAGGGGCGACAGCGCAGGGUACCCACUGGACACCAGGUACCACAGCACCCUCUCACGCAUAGCAAGCGCCGCAGAUGAAGAAGCGAGUGAAGUUGUGGCUUCCGAGGAGGCAGCUAAAGAGAGAGCAGAAGAUCAGAUGGAGGAAGGAGCUGCAGGGAGCGUGGCCAACCAAAAGUCAGAUGGAGCAGACCCAACAAGAAGCAUCUCCGCAGAAUUGACUGGUGAGAGCGACGGCUGCCAAAUAUCCACAAACGAGGAGGGAAGCACAAGCAGCCAGUGUGCAAGCCCUGUGACAGCACAAAUGAGCCACAUGGACCCAAGAGUGGACAACAGGAACAACAACAGCAGUCAAGCUAUCUUAUCAGAGCUUUCCCUGCAGACACAGAGCAGCCUAACAGACAAGAUGGUGGCGUCAGUGGACGAGAGACUCUAUGGCAGAUUGCGCAGUGCGGAGAAAGCCCGACAAGCAGUAUCCGAGGUCUUACUAACGCACACUACCUCACCUGGGUCCAGUCCUACAUAAUCCUCUGACAUAGUAUUUAUCGCACAACCACAAGUCAAGCAUCAUCAUGUUUUAGACACUGUAUCAGAAAUCUUUAGCAGCAUUACAUUCCAGCUUGUCCAGUCACACCUGAACUGCCACUGUGAUGUCCGUCUUUCAUUAUUCAGAAAACUCAAAUUCACCACAGACAUUCAAUGAUGUAGAUCCAUUUAGAAAGCAUUGUUUUCUGACUUACUUGUGACUUUUGAGCAUGCUACUAUGAGUCCAAAAUAUGUGUCUGUGAAUAAUGUACAGUUUGAACUUCCACAAGCACUUUGAUUGGAUGAAAGCUACUGCUGGUUGUUAGCCAUUUCUCUCAUAUUUGUUCCUCCUCAAGUGUCCUUGUUCGUCUCAGUCGUCAUGAGGGUGAAUGGUUGUGUGAGAGCAGUCGUUUCCACAUACAGUGAUACGGUGCCCUGCAAAUGUAUUCACACCCCUGAGGUUUUACACAUACAACCACAAAAGUGUAUGUGAUUGGGUGAAAUUUUAUGUGACAAACACAAAGUAGUGCAACAUUAUAAAUUAGUU